Camelina sativa (false flax) is the source of this 919-nucleotide messenger RNA. The record is from RefSeq and is a predicted model, not a curated record. Lineage: Eukaryota; Viridiplantae; Streptophyta; Magnoliopsida; Brassicales; Brassicaceae.
CCAAACCCAUUUCUCUACAACUCACCUUCAUCUAGAUUUACCCACUCCCACCGAGAAACAAAAGAGAGAAAGAAAAAAUAUAUAUACAUAUAUAUAUAUAUACAACACACAACACAUGAUGCUGAUGCAAUAUACACAACAAAGUAUUAAAUCUUAGAUAUUGUGGGUCUCCCCCCUUCUAUUCAUUUUCUUAUUCAUUAAAGAAAAAAAAAAUAUGGAUACUCUCUUUAGACUAGUCAGUCUCCAACAACAACAACAAUCCGAUAGUAUCAUUACAAAUCAAUCUUCGUUAAGCAGAACCUCCACCACCACUACCGGCUCUCCACAAACUGCUUAUCACUACAACUUUCCACAAAACGACGUCGCCGAAGAAUGCUUCAACUUUUUCAUGGAUGAAGAAGACCUUUCCUCUUCUUCUUCUCACCACAACCAUCACCACACCAAUCCUAACACUUACUAUUCCCCUUUCACUACUCCCACCCAAUACCAUCCCGCCACGUCAUCGACCCCUUCCUCCACCGCCGCGGCCGCAGCCUUAGCCUCGCCGUACUCCUCCUCCGGCCACCACAAUGACCCUUCCGCUUUCUCCAUCCCUCAGACUCCUCCUUCCUUCGACUUCUCAGCCAAUGCCAAGUGGGCUGACUCCGUCCUCCUCGAAGCAGCACGUGCCUUCUCCGACAAGGACACCGCACGUGCGCAACAAAUCCUAUGGACGCUCAACGAGCUCUCUUCUCCGUACGGAGACACCGAGCAAAAACUUGCUUCUUACUUCCUCCAAGCUCUCUUCAACCGCAUGACCGGCUCAGGCGAACGAUGCUACCGAACCAUGGUAACAGCUGCAGCCACAGAGAAGACUUGCUCCUUCGAGUCAACGCGAAAAACCGUGCUUAAGUUCCAAGAAGUUAGCCCCUGGGCCACG